CUUCGAUGGGUGCCGGUUAACGAAGCUUAAAGGAAUUAUUUGUAGCCACCACCUGCGUUGAAAGGCGAAUGUAACUCCCAAAAUCCUGCCAGUACAUACUUCCGAGUACUGUACAUUCCUGCUCUGCCUGCUCUACUUCCUUCCCGAUCCACCGACUGACAUAUCCCAUCCCUCCAUCCUUCUCCUUGUUCUCCGAUCCCGCUUCCCUAUUCACCCUGCUGCACUCCGAGUAGCCUAGCCUGAGCUCUCUCUCAGUCUCGUAUCCGCCUUUAUUAUCCCUCUCCACUCUCUCUAACCUUCAAAACCCAAACACGCGGCCGGUCGGACUGGACAGACCGACAAACGGACGGAGAGACGCUGCUCGCAUCGGGUGUGAAACUUUCGGAUUGCGCUUCGGAGAGACCGUUGCCAGCGCCUAAAUGAAGUACACUUCGUUCCUGGCAUGCUCGGUGUUAUUGGCCUUCAAGAGCCUAGUUGCCGACGUCGUCAGUGCUGCCGAUACUACACCAGCAGCUCUCCCGCCAGCAAGAAGCAAUACCAGACCUCGCUCCUUCAAGUUCGAGAAGGUCAACAACAAUCCGCUGAAUCUCCCCCGACGGCUAAGGCCGAGGAAACGGGCGGAUACUGUGUUGCAGCGGCUGGAUAAUCAGGAUUUCCUGUACUAUGCGGAUGUUAAACUGGGCACUCCGGGCCAGUCGCUGAGGCUACAUCUCGAUACUGGAUCUUCGGACAUCUGGGUGGAGAGUGCGGAGUCGGAGCUGUGUCAACAAUCGGAUGAUCCAUGUAGCAUCACCGGCACCUUCGACACGGACAAGUCGUCGACGUAUAAGAGAGUGUCGGGCGACUUCCAGAUCUCGUAUGUGGACGGCGAAUAUGCGCAGGGCGACUAUGCGAAGGAUGUGUUUCACUUGGGUGAUGGGACUAGUGUGACGGGCGUCCAGUUUGGCAUCGGACUGGAGUCGACUUCUACCGAAGGCAUCAUGGGUAUUGGGUUCGAGCAGAACGAGGUCCAGGUCCAGAGACUCGGAAAGGAUCCGUAUCCCGGUCUGGCGAAUCUCAUGGUGCAGCAAGGCUUCAUCAAGUCCCAGGCCUACAGCCUAUGGCUUAACGAUCUCGAUUCCGACGAAGGCCAGAUCCUGUUCGGCGGUGUGGAUACUGCGAAGUUCCGGGGAAAUCUCACAACCAUUCCUGUGGAUAAACGGACGGGCGCCACCAAAGCGAGGGAAUUCAUGAUUACACUCACCGCGGUCGGCCUCACGAACGCAGACGGCAAGCAGGCCACCCUCACCGCGAGCGAUUUUGCUAUCCCGGUUCUGCUCGACACCGGCACGACCUACACAUACCUGCCCACCGAUCUUUGGAAGGAGCUGUGCAACCAAGUUGGAGCGCAGGUUGCCGACAGGACUGGGGUUCCGAUUGUGCCUUGUAACAUCCGCGACUACAAUGGUACCGUGGACUACAGCUUUUCGGGGGCGGUCAUCAACGUUGCCAUCAAUGAGCUCGUUGUGGAUGCGUUUUCGUAUGAUGGCAGUCCUGCCGCGUUCAGUGAUGGCACUCCGCUGUGUUACUUUGGCGUGUUGGACGCUGGAUCGGACAACAACGUACUCGGCGAUACCUUCCUCCGAUCAGCCUACAUCGUGUUCGAUCUCGAUAACGAAGAAAUCAGCAUCGGCAAGGCCCUCUUCAACGUCACCGACUCCAACAUUGUCGAAAUCGGCACAGGCACGAACCCGGUCCCCGACGCCACCGGGGCAGCCAGUGCCGUUACCGUCGCACCAACCGGCACCGGCGGUGGACGGAGCGGAGGCUUGCCUUACGUUUCGGGGGCCAUCACCAAUACCGCCCCGAGUGCAACAGCGACGAAGAAGUCCGCUGCAAGCUCGUAUCGAUUUACUUGGGCUACCCUCACUCUUAGUCUAGCGCUCAUGCUUUCCGGUAUCGUCUACUGUUGAGAUAUAUCUAUCUUGGCGGUGUGAGGGCGGGCGUCGCGAAUUGCGAAUUGUGAAUAUGAUUCUGUAACGGUAAAUUCGGCGCAUUGGGUGGCUGUCACUGUGGCUGGCUGGCCAGUUUUUUCCCUUUUCCUUCCCAUAGAGCCGUUUCUCACUCUAUUGUGCAUACGAGAUGGAGUUUGUUUAUUGGGUGGGGGUUUUACUUAAUGGACUUGCUUCGGGAGGUGAUUCGUGAUGGGCCAAUAGAUGGGGCUUCCUUUUUUUAAGGAAUUAUUGGGCGCGAGGGAUGAGGGAUGAGGGAUGAGGGACGAUGACGGGCGAUGGACGAUGGACGUUGGACGAUGCAUGUGUAUAACUGCUGGGAAGUAGUUUAGAGUACAAAC
This is a messenger RNA of Tricharina praecox, 2332 nucleotides long. RefSeq names its product aspartic peptidase domain-containing protein. The transcript is spliced from 5 exons. The coding region runs from base 420 to 1952 and encodes 510 amino acids. Gene Ontology annotation, biological process: proteolysis. Gene Ontology annotation, molecular function: aspartic-type endopeptidase activity. Lineage: Eukaryota; Fungi; Ascomycota; Pezizomycetes; Pezizales; Pyronemataceae. The record is from RefSeq and is a predicted model, not a curated record.